CUGCAGACAGAACAUGGCUGAUCUGUCAGAAGACCAAUGAGGGAAAGGGCCAAAUUUUGCAUAAUCGAUCAGAUUUUUUUCUUCGUUUCUGACCAGAGUAAAUCGUCGUCGACAGCAUUUGACCAGAGGUGUUGAAGAUGAGUGCGUUCCCAGAGGGAAUAGCAAAUGGCCCAAGCAGAUAUGAACACUUGGAUAAAGAUGCCCAAAUUUGGGAGAGACCUUGGAGUCUCGAAGAGAUACGCCAACACAGUGGCAACUGGUCUUUGGCAGCUGAUUCUGGGCUCUUCCUCUGUCUUCAAGAGUUCUCACAGCGAAUGUUGUCCAAAACACAUGAGAUUGAAAAGCAGUUGGACAAUCUGAUCCGUGACACCAAGGCCACUGACAGCCACUUGCACUCUGUCUUCAAUGACUUUUUAAUGCUCUCUAAUACACAGUUUAUAGAAAAUAGGGUCUAUGAUGAAGAAGUAGAAGAGACUAUUCCUAAGGCUGAUGCAGUGGAAAAGCAGCCUGAGCAGGAGAAGACUCGAGAGCAGAAAGAAGCAGAGCUGAUCCCUAAGAUGCAGGAAGCUGUCAGUUAUGGUUUAAAAGUGUUGGAGUCAGCCUUUGAGCAUCUAGACAUCAAAGCAGGAAACUCUGACUCAGAGGAUGAGGAAGUCAGUGACAGAGUAGAGGCCAUCCUGGAGCCCAAGGAUCUAUAUGUGGACAGACCACUUCCAUAUCUAAUUGGUUCUCAAGCCUUCAUGGAACAAGACGAUGUUGGACUUGGUGACCUGUCAAGUGACGAAAUGUCAGUUGACAGUGACAGAGACAGUGUGAUCGAGAGUGAAGAUGGCAAAGACACAAUGCAUUCAGAUGAGGACUUUGAGCAAGAGGAUGAUGAAGUUCAAAAUAAUGUUAAAAAGAAGUCAUCCAUGAUAAGUUAUGAGGAGGAUGAAGAGGAGGAGGAGGAUGAAGAUUCUGACAUAUUUGGAGAAUCGGAUAAGGAGGACGAUGGCACAAAAAACACAGGACCGUCCUCCUUUGCAGAUGAGCUAGCUGCCCGAAUAAAAGGAGAAACGGUUAACAGACCUGAGGGAGAUCGAGCAUCAUUGACAUCUAAGAAGAAGAGUAAAGGCAGAAAAGAACCAAAGCCUGCAAAGCCACAGGCAGAUGAAGAGGACAGUGAUGACAUGUUCAAGCCACCAAGGAUGGAUGAUGACGACUUGUCUCCAUUUGGAAGAAAAAGCGGGCUUUUCAGUGGAGGGAAAGGCCUCUUUGAUGAUGACGACGAGGGUGAUCUUUUCUCCGAGGCACCAAAACCUGUGAUGGAAGAAAAAAGAACUGUGAAUGAAAGCAUAAAAAGUGCAGCUCCAGCUGCAGAAGCUAGAAAACCUGAGAAGAAGAUACCUGUUGGUGCCGUAUCAAUAUUCCCAGGAAACAGCAUCUUCAGUUCGGGACAUGACUCUGAUUCAGAGGAGAGUAAAGAGAAUGGGAGUCCAGCUGUUAAUGCCAUCCCCAAACAGGUGCACAUAGGAGCUGCUGGUGCUGGAGGAGGAGGCGGGCUGUUUGAUGAUGAGGAGGAGGAUGAUGACUUUUUCAGUGGUAAAAGCCUGAAAAAGUCUGAUUCUGCUGCACAGGAGAAACCCAAACCCAAGAAGGCUAUUGACCUUUUUGAUGAUGAAGAUGAUGAGGAUAGUGAUAUAUUCAGUAACAAGUACAAUGCCCCAACUGGGAGUCAAAGCAAGGAGGUGGUGAAAGAAAAGGAUAAACCCCCUGAGAAAAAGAUACUGCCAGGGGCCAUCUCCAUGUUUGGCCCUGGGACUAAAAGCUUGCUCAGUGAGGCCCUGAAAAAACGGCAGCCGUCUACCAGCGAGGAGUCUGAGAAAUCUGAGGAGAAUGGUCCAGCUGCUGAUGUUGAGAAAGCUGUGGUCGAACCGACACCGAAACCACAGACCAGAGGCCUCUUUUCUGACGAUGAAGACACACAGGUAUUUCCUACUAUACCUAAGAGCCAGUCUAAGCCUGAACCAACAAGUCUGAGAAAAACCAGCAAGGCCCCCCUGUCUUUGUUUGAUGAUGAAGAAGAAGAGGAUUUGUUUGCAUCUGCAGCUAAAUCUAAAGCAAAAGCUAAUCAGUCUACAGCUUCCACACCACAGGCCAGCAAGGCUGUGUCCAGCUCCCUCUUCAGCGAUGAUGAGGACCAGUGGUUAAGUUCAAAAAGUAGUGUGACAAAGCCUGACACCAAGUCCGGGGGGAUGAAAACCAGUACCAGUGCCCCAUCCAGUCUCCCCAGCAGCAAAUCCUCUCAAAAGAGCAGCCUGUUUGAUGAUGAAGAUGAUGAUGACCUGUUUGCUACCACAAAAGUGUCAAGUCAGAAAAAGCCCCAGAGGGUUGCUCUUCUGUUUGAAGACGAGGGUGAUGAUGAAGAUAAAGGAUCCCUGUUUGGCUCUAAACCUGCUGCUACCGCAAACCCUGAAGCCCCAGCUAAAACACCUGUUGUUAGCUCCCAGUCGUCCUCACUGUCUGAGGUUGCAGCUUCUAGCACAGCAGCAAAGGACAAGCCACCAGAGCAGCAGAAACCUGCAGAAACAAAACCUGAGCUGCUCCCAACUUUGCCGUCACAUGAGAGCGCUGACAGUAAGAAGAAACCUGCCGGAGCAGUCAGUCUCUUCGGUGGCAUCGAUGUUCUUGCCAACAAGCAGCCAAAGAGCACAUUAAAUGAGACGGACAACGAUGACAUCUUCCUGUCAAAGGAAAGCCCACCACCAAUUGUUAAGAGGGAGACAAAGAAGGAAGAGAAGGGCAAAACAAAUGCAGUUAGUCUGUUUGAUGAGGAUGAGGACGAUGAGUCGGAUUGGCAUGAUCCAAUAAUCACAUCCAGUAAGCCCACAGCUAGAAAGACCCUAAAGCCAACAGAAGAGCGACUGCAAACAAAGAGCACAGGUGUCUUCCAGGAUGAAGAGUUGCUUUUCAGUCAGACUCAGCAGAAGGACAAUGACCCAGAUGUUGACCUCUUCGCCACCUCAGGGAAAGCUACUAGCUCCAAGCUCAGCUCGGUGAAGCCAGCAACACCAAGUCUGUUUUCAGACGAUGACGAAGAUGACCUCUUCAGCACUGUCACGCCAAAACCACCUCCUCCGAAAGUAGCCGAGAAACCCAGCAAACCCAGUGACAGAGCCCCACUUGCAAGUCCAGAACCUGUGUCAGAAAUCCAGAAACCUGCAUCAAGCCCUGUAAAAGCUAAAGAUUCCUCAUCAAGGAUUGGGAAACUUCAAGCCAGUCUUAUGAUCAACCCUGCUGCGUUGCUCCCUGGUGCUGUAUCCAGUAUGUCGGGGGCUCUCAGUUCCUCCUCUGGGGUCUCCAGCUCAAGCCUGAGCCCCAGCCCUGUCACAACUCCUGUGGGAGCUCAUGCAGACAAAGGGGUGAGCUUUGAUACACCGGUCCAAGUCACAGCGUUGCAGAGUGCACACAAGAGUCGUGUCAAAGGUUCUCAACUUCGGAGACCACAGACCAGAGCAGCGAGGCAGCAAGCAGCCCAAAGAUCUUUGGAGGAUAAAGAGGAGAGCCUAGGAAGAGAUCUCUUUGGGCCAAAUGCCAGUCUGUCCGGUUUAGUCUUGCCUCCACCAGAAAAGUCCAGCCAGUCACACUUCAAUCCAACAUUAACUAACACAGCUUUGACUCCAACCCUACCCACCUCUGCACCCUCUCAACCUUCACCCUCUCAAAUCUCUCCCCGACCCUCACAACUAACCCUGCCAGUAUCGACAGUUGCUGGAAAGAAGGACUCUGGCAAGGACAGCAGCAAGAAGGUGCUGCCUUCUCCUGAUGAAGAGGAUCUCUUUGGCUCUGGUGGUUUGUUUGGGGCAAGUCCAGUCAAUAACAAGCCCCCCAUAAGAGAAACUGCCAAGAUUAAUCAUUCUCAGACCAGUAGUGGGGUGGCAUUGAAUAAGGACAAAGAUAAAAGCACACUCCCGUCCAUUUUUGAUGACAACACAGAUGACCUUUUCCGAAAUGUUAAGCGUCAGACAACCUCUAAGAAAGCCAAGGCCUCGUUUUUGCAAGAAGAUGAUGAUGAUGACAUAUUUCGACUAAGCAACAGUUCCACCCCCACACCCACCAGUAGUAAAGAAAUCAAGAACAGCAGUAGUUUUUUAAAGCAGGACUUAUUUCAGGAUGAAGAAGCCAAUGUGCCUAAAGUUCACAAGAAGCACAAAGAGAAGAGUAUUGAUGCCAGCCUGUUUGAUGAUAACGUAGACAUUUUUGCUGACCUGACUGACACUUUUAAACCAAAACAGAAGUCCAAGACAAAAGGAGAAACCAAGUCAAUAUUUGAUGAUGACAUGGAUGACAUCUUCUCAGCAAAAACAGUAAAACCGGUGGUAAAGGCUCCCCAGAAAUCAAAGAAAAGCCCACCAUCCAUGGAGGCCAGUUCAGCUGCAGAUUCAAGCAACAUAUUUGAUGACCCACUUAAUGCUCUGGGUGGGAACUGAUAUUUUUGCAGUGACCAGAUUUGUACAAUUGUGGAUUUAUUCUGUUUGUCAUUGAGAGAUCACUGAAACUUAUCAAAUACACUGUUGAUAGAGUAUUUAUUGCUAUAAAUUCAUAUAAAUACUGUGGCUUAUUUUUGGCAGAUAAUGACUAAUCAAACUUAUUCCAGUCUUCUUCCACUGCAUUUCCCAAAUCAUCCUGGCAUCAUAGUUGAUAUAAACUCUUAGUCUUUACUAUACAUAAUAGCACUUUAUAAGCAUACUAUAUGCUUAGCCUUGAGGCCUGCAGAAAUUAACAGUAAUUUGUUUGUAUCAUCAUUAUUAUUAUUGUUCUUUUGGCUUUUGCCUUUUGAGAUUCCAUGUCUUUGGGUUUGUGCCAUAUCAUGCUUGAGACAGCUACAUGUUUACUUACUGUCUUAGUCAUUUUGACAAUGUUUUUAUUAAGAAAUUUAUCCAUUUCUUAACUUUGGCUGUGAUAAAAAUGAAUAUUCUUUUUUAAUAACUAAAAAGAAACAUAUUUUA
Messenger RNA from Melanotaenia boesemani (Boeseman's rainbowfish), 4988 nucleotides. RefSeq names its product WASH complex subunit 2C (gene washc2c). The transcript is spliced from 31 exons. The coding region runs from base 138 to 4469 and encodes 1443 amino acids. Gene Ontology annotation, cellular component: early endosome; WASH complex. Gene Ontology annotation, molecular function: retromer complex binding; phosphatidylinositol phosphate binding. Lineage: Eukaryota; Metazoa; Chordata; Actinopteri; Atheriniformes; Melanotaeniidae. Gene Ontology annotation, biological process: retrograde transport, endosome to Golgi; protein localization to endosome. The record is from RefSeq and is a predicted model, not a curated record.